Molecule: messenger RNA, 1408 nt
Organism: Mytilinidion resinicola
Lineage: Eukaryota; Fungi; Ascomycota; Dothideomycetes; Mytilinidiales; Mytilinidiaceae
Product: metallophosphoesteras-like protein
Exons: 1
Coding region: 51-1082 (343 amino acids)
Molecular function (GO): hydrolase activity
Source: RefSeq, a predicted model, not a curated record
CUCCGGGGAGCGUCAACUCCUCAACCACCGACAACGAACAAGCAAACACAAUGAGCGACCCGCUCCUCGCCACCGCCGAGGCAACCGAGCACCCGUUCUCCGCCUCCGUUCGCACUCCCGCGAAACUUUACGCCAUCUCCGACCUCCACCUCUCCUUCAAAACCAACCGGGCCGCCCUCGAAGAACUCGCGCCCCGCCCCGACGACGGCCUCAUAAUCUGCGGCGAUGUCGGCGAAACACCGGGGCACCUGCGCCUAGCUUUCUCGAAAGCGACGUCGUGCUUCAAGCAAGUGUGGUGGGUGCCGGGGAACCACGAGUUAUACACCCUCCCAAGCGAGGACCGAGGCGGGGAGGGCGCGGUCGAAGGACACGGCGGGGGACUUCGCGGGGUAGCAAAGUACGACGAAUGCGUGCGGGUGUGUCGGGAAUGGGGGGUAUUGACGCCGGAGGAUGAAUACAUAACAUGGCCACCGCCGAAUCCCUCGUCCCCCGGAGACGCAGAAGAGGCGGCACGACCCGAGGCUGAGAGUGUGCUCAUCGCGCCUAUCUUCACGCUGUACGACUACUCGUUCCGACCCGCGAACGUCACACUCGAGGGAGCCGUUGAGUGGGCGAAAGAGGAGGGCAUCGAGGCGUCGGAUGAGGUGAUGCUGCACCCGGACCCCUAUCCCACGCGGCAGGACUGGUGCGCGGCGCUUGUCGCGCGGACGUUUGAUAAGCUGGAUGCUGUCACGACCGCGAAUCCGGAUAAGAAGCUGGUGAUUGUAGGACAUUGGCCGCUGAGGCAGGAUCUGGUUAAGAUUCUUCAAGUGCCGCGGUUUUGCAUAUGGUGCGGGACGACGAAGACGGAGGACUGGCAUGAGAGGUUUAAUGCGAAGGUGGUUGUGACCGGGCACCUUCAUGUGAGGAGGACGGAUUGGAGGGGGGAGACGAGGUUUGAGGAGGUUAGUCUGGGGUAUCCGAGACAGUGGAAGGAGGCGAUGGAGCAGGGACUCGAUGUCAACGACAUGCUCAGAGAGAUAUUGCCGGGGCCGGAGCCACCAGCUGACAAAGACAAAACGAUCUGGAGGAGGUUUGGGUGAGCGUGGGAAGAGAGGGAAAAGGAUGCAUUCAACUGCGCGUUCGGGGCAUGCAUAGGUGUUUAGGAGCAUGGUCCAUGUUGAGGGGUAUGCGGCGUUUUGCAUUCGUGAUGGGGUGCACGGUGUUGCCGAAUUCAAAGCGAGUGCAACUGAGGUUUUACGGGAUUCAGGACUGAAUUAAAUACCCCAGAAUAUUUCAGAUACGGUAUGUGUUACUCAACGAAGAUGGGUGGCGUCAUACUCGCAUUCUUGUAUAGACUAGACAUGCAUAGUCACCAAGGCUCCUUGGUAUAUUCCAAUGUUCUCUAUUACUACUAACUAUAACCCAC